UCGCCCCAUAGAGCUCAUAAGCUAUCUACCUCAUGAAUAUGUAGCACUCGAUUUGCGUAAAGAGGAGGUCGGGCGACGGUCGGGUGUUGCGCAUACAUACACAGACGGAGCUUUGCUAUACAUUUCUGCGUAAAUGAGACGCAUAGCGGCGUCUCCGCCCUCGCGCGCGUACGUACGUCAAGCUCGGUCUCGAGCUUCCCUUCUUCUGCCCGUCCGUCCGUUAGGCUAAAGGUUGACGUUGACGGUUUUUUUUUUUUGUUUGUUUUUUAAACCGACUCCGAUGUGCGGCAGAGUGACGGCGCCGCGCAGACGGCGUGCAGCUCGUGCGUGCGUCGGUACACGGCGCUGAGGCGGACGCGAGAGCGACGGAAGAGAUGGACGGCGCGAGGCUGGCGGAGGGAAACUUCUGGAAAUCCGCUUCAGAUCAGAAUAAUAAGUUGAGGAGUCCGAGCGGUAACGGUGGAGGUGAUGGUGAUGAUGGCGGAGGGAGACAGACGACGGCUCCGCCGCGGGUAGACCUCCUUAACGGUAACCGCGGCGCGCAGUUGAUCCUGGGCGGCAAGGCGGCGCUGAAAUCCUCGAAGAGCGCUCGCGCGUUCACCGGCAGCUCCAACUCGCUGCUGUUAAAAAGGCGGCGGCUGAAGAGGAACCUCUCCGCCACCGCCGCCACGGGGAAGAUGACCCCGGUCCCGGUGCCGCCGCCCCCCUCCUCCUCCUCCACCUCAUCGACGCUGGACCGCAAGACGCUGCUGAAGCGCCGGCAGAACGCGCAGCUGCAGCCCGCAGACCGGCAGUGGAUCCGCGCCGACCUGCACCGCGGCUCGGUCCACGUCCACGACCAGCUGUCGCCCUGCAGUCCCCCGAGGCCCGUCCUGUGCACCCAGGAGACCACGGCGUCCGAGAUCGCCCUGCGUCUGCUCCAGCUGGGCGGCUCCGUGGUGCGGAUCGGGCCGAGACCUCACCCGGCCGCGGACGUCAACGGGAACUGUCAAUGUCCUCAGGAUGUCGUCGGGGACAUGGGGUCGGGGCCGGGCGACAGGUUGAGACUUUUGCUUUUACAGACGGUUCCUGACGUGGGACUGUUCUCGCCCCGUUCGGAUUCAGACGUCUUGGACGGCUCGCGUACGCGGAAUGACGACGACGACGAUGACGACGACGACGACAAUGAUGACGAGGGAGCGGGCGGCCGUGUCCGGAACUCCGUCUCGGACGACGAGCUCAGCUCUAAACUCGGCGAGCACCGGGACUCCCUGAGCGACGACAUGGUGUUAGGGACGGACGCGUCCGCACUGAGUCCGGCGUUUGACAGCGCCACAGAGGGACUCGACACGUACGGGAGCUCGUCAGACGAGCUCGAACUGGAGGGCCCUCCGGGCGGCGGCGGCGUUGACCCCGACACCGAUCCCGUCCUUCCGGGGCUGGAUAACUUCACUGACGACGUUAAGGACCGGCCAGAGAAAAUGAGCCUGACUUCGGAUUCCGUAUCGAAGCUGGGCGACGAGCCCGACCCUCCGACGUCCCGGUCCCGGGUCGGCUCUUCGUCCUCUGAGCGCGACUCUUCCCCGGCGCUGUACGUGCAGCUGCACGGGGAGGCGGCGCGUCGGCUCGCCCCGGACGAACGGCCGCUGCAGCUCCAGAACGACUUCCUUUUCAAGCUCGGCUUUAAGGACCCGUGGCGUGUCCAGGAGGAAGGCAUGAACACCGAGUUGGGGUCCCUGCUGCGCUUCUACGCAGGCAAGCCGUACAACGUGGCCAGUUCGGAGCGCGUGCAGCUCUCCGGGACGUACAACGUACGCAAAGGCAAACUGCAGCUGCCCGUCAACCGCUGGAGCCGCCGGCACGUCAUCCUGUGCGGCACGUGUCUGAUGGUGUCCUCGAUCAAAGCCAGCCACGCCGGCAAAAUGCACAUCCUGCCCCUGAUCGGGGGAAAGGUAGAGGAGGUGAAGAAACACAGCCACUGUUUGGCCUUCAGCUCAGCCGGACCUCAGAGUCAGACCUACUACAUCAGCUUCGACAGCUUCACAGAGCACCUGCGCUGGCACCGUCACGCCGCCAAGAUGGUGUCCCAGAGGAUCAGUUCAGUGGACCUGUCGUGCUGUAGUUUGGAGAAACUUCCCCCCAACUUGCUCUACAGCCACGACCUCACUCACCUCAACCUGAAACACAACUUCCUCCCCGCCGACGGCUCGCUGCAGCAGCUUCAGAGGUUCUCUCGGUUACGGAGUCUGAACCUGUCCAAUAACCAGCUGGGAACGUUCCCCCUGGCGCUGAGCUCCAUCUCCACCCUCACCGAGCUCAACCUCAGCUGCAACUGCAUCAGCGAGCUCCAUCCCAGUGUGGGCAACAUGACCAAUCUGCAGACGUUGCUGUUGGACGGGAACACGUUGUCGGCGUUGCCGGAGGACUUGGGCUCGCUGCAGCGUCUCUGCUACCUCGGUCUGUCCUUCAACGAGUUCAGCGGCGUCCCGGCCGUCCUGGAGAGACUGAGCGCCGUCGAGCGCCUCUGCAUGGCCGGGAACAGAGUGGAGCAGCUCGAGCUGCAGACCUUCCGCCUGCUGAGCAUCAAAUACGUCGACCUGCGGCUGAACCGGAUCUCCAGCGUUCUGCCGGACGAGCCGGACUUCCUGCGCCACGUGACCCAGCUGGACCUGCGGGACAAUCGCCUGAGCGAACUGGACGCCUCGCUCUUUCCUCGUCUGGAGGUGCUGCACUGCCAGAGAAACCGCAUCUCACGGCUACGGCUCCGAGGCAGCACGCUCAAGGCCCUGUACGCCUCCAACAACGAAAUUCGGGAUCUGGAAGCGAGUCCAAUCACGUCCAAUCUCACCUACAUGGACAUUUCAAGGAAUUGUCUGGAAGUGUUACCGGCGUGGCUGAGUGACAGCAAGAAGCUGGAGGUGUUGGACGUCAGUCAUAACUAUAUCAGAGAGCUGCCCCAGUGGCUGUUUUGCAGCAGCAGCCUGAGAAAGAUCCUGGCAGGCCAUAACCGUCUGCAGCGUCUGCCCGAGCGAGUGGAGAAGCCCGCGGUGGAGGUUUUAGACGUUCAACACAACCAGCUGGUCGAGCUGCCGUGUAACCUCUUCCUUAAAUCCAGCAGUUUAAGGUGCCUAAACGCCUCGGCCAAUAAGCUCGAGAGUCUGCCGCCCUCCAGCCUAUCGGACGAGAGCAACAGCAUCCUGCAGGAGCUCUACCUGACUAACAACCACCUGACCGACAAGUGUGUGCCUCUGCUCACCGGACACACACACCUGAGAGUCCUGCACAUGGCCUACAAUCAUCUGCAGACCUUCCCUGCUAGUAAAAUGGCGAAGCUGGAGGAGCUGGAGGAAGUGGACCUGAGUGGGAACAGGCUGAAGGCCGUGCCCACCACCAUUCUGAACUGCAGGCGCAUGCACACACUCAUCGCUCACUCUAACACCAUCGAGGUAUUCCCCGAGGUCAUGCAGCUCAUGGAUAUGAAGUGUGUAGAUCUGAGCUGUAACGAGUUAGUGGAGAUCACACUACCUGAGAACCUGCCUCCUAAACUGCAGGAGUUAGACCUGACUGGAAACCCGCGCCUCAACCUCGACCACAAGACUCUGGAACAGCUCAACAACAUCCGUUGUUUCCGAAUCGACCCGCCCCCUGCUUCAUUCUCAGCCAAUGAGGCUGCAAGUGGGCCGGCUGUCUGGAGUCACGGCUACACCGAGGCGUCUGGAGUGAAGAACAAACUGUGCGUGGCAGCCCUGUCAGUGAGCAGUUUCUGCGGCAGUAGAGAAGCACUGUACGGUGUGUUUGACGGAGACAGGAACGUCGAGGUGCCGUACCUCCUGCAGUGCACCAUGAACGACAUCCUGGCCGAGGAGCUGCACAGAACCAAAAGCGAGGAGGAUUACAUGACCAACACCUUCCUCGUCAUGCAAAGGAAGCUGGGCACAGCUGGGCAAAAGUUGGGCGGUUCAGCUGUUCUGUGUCACAUCAGGCAUGACCCCACCGACCCAGCGGGCUGCUUCACGCUCACCGCGGCCAACGUGGGGAAGUGUCAGGCAGUGUUGUGUCGCGAUGGUAAAGCCCUGCCACUGUCGCUGCUGCACAACAUCGGUCUGGAGGAGGAGUACAACCGCAUACGGCAACACAAAGCCAUCAUCACCGAGGAUAACAAAGUAAACGGCGUGACUGACUCCACACGGAUCAUGGGCUACUCCUUCCUGUACCCGGCUGUGCUGCCGCGACCGUACGUGCACACACUCCCACUUACACCACGGGAUGAGUUCUUCAUCUUGGGCAGCCGUGGCCUGUUUGAGGCAUUGGAGCCUGCUGAGGCUGUCGAGGCUGUGCGCAAGGUUCCAGAUCCUCUCGCCGCUGCCAAAAAACUGUGCACUCUUGCUCAAGCGUACGGUUGCACCGAAAGCCUGAGUGCCGUGGUGGUGCAGCUAAGCGUGACUGAGGAUUGCUGCUGCUGCUGCUGCUGUUCAUCCUCUAGUGGCCUCCACUCUACCCCACAGCCACCUCCCAGUCCUGGUCCCGGCGCGGGCCUCUAUCCGCCCUCAGCUGGCGUGCCACCCUCCUCUUGCAGCGAGAUCAGCUCCGAGGUCAGCGCCUCGGAGAUGAGCUCGGAAGUCGGGUCCACCGCUUCCUCAGACGAACCUCCGAUCCUGCUCCAGGAGGCACACCUGCAUCUUCACCAACCUGCAAAUCCAAACCCAAACCCACGUCUGCUCUCCUGCUGCUCUCUUCACCCGACACCGACUUUAUCUGCCAUCACGGCCGGUAAUUCCAGCUCCUUUCAGCGUCAGCUGUCAAGUGCUACUUUCUCCAGUGCUCUGUCCGAUAACGGCCUGGACAGCGAGGAUGAAGAGCCCAUUGCCGGCGUCUUUUCCAAUGGCAGCCGUCUUGAAGUGGAAGCUGACGUCCAUUGCUUGCGCCUCCUGGCACCUCCACCGCCUCCUCCUCCAAGCACCCCCGAAAUUCCAGACGACGUGGUACCCCUGGAAGCAGAAACGAUCCCGCUCACUAAUGAGCCUGAGAAAGAAGGCAGGCAAUGCGAGAAACUAGGCAACAACGCAACAGCCGAAGCAGGGAGCAAAACCCUGUCUCGCAGGAGAGGCAACGGCUCAGUGGCUCCCCACGAGACGAGCCACAACCUGAUCGAAGUGGCAGCCGAUGCCCCGUCUAAGAAGUCCGGCGGGUAUUUCACAGCCCCGGCGAUGCCUGACCCUGACGACCAGCUCAUCAUUCCACCCGAGCUAGAGGAGGAAGUGAAGGAGAUAAUGAAACAGCAUCAGCAGGAGCAGCAGAAGCCCAAUAAGAGCGAGCAGCCCGCUGAUUACUACGACACGCCGCUGUGAUAGCACAGCAUGGUGUUCCUAUCCCAGGCUCGGAGAGCCUCUUGCACUGAACAGUUCAGUGUUUUCCCUGCUGAUUGCACAGAGUGUGUGUGAGUGUUAGCAGAUUAGCUGAGCCAGGUGUUAUUUGAGAAAACAUUAGCACUGUUAAGGUAUUUUCCUAGGACUGAGACUGGAAAACCCAGUUGUAUUUGCCAGAGUAUACUUUAAGUAUUUGAGAAAACAAAUAAUUGGAAAAUUAGGCAAAUUGGUUGUAUGAACUACUUGCCCUCUAGCAUGACGUUUAUCUGCUACAUGAACAACACAUCUGUUUAUUUCAGGUUAGUUCCUGUCAACAGUAUCAUUGCCUCUGUAUGUAUUCAUAAUAUUUCGAGUUUGUUUUGUAUAUAAUGAGUAAACGGUUUGAAAGUUUCCUUUCAAUUUUCCCCAGCCGACUUUAUUUAGGCCACAAGUCCAGGAGACAAUUAUUAGUUGCGUGGCCAAAAAUUUUGUGUGAACUUGCAUCCAUGAGGUAACGUUGUGGAAGGGUAAUUUGUUGCCUCCAGUCAAUUAUUUAUUUGAGAAUUUGUGUAUCCAUGAAGUGACCCAGUCCAAAGAAGUUCUUGGGUAUCUUACUUCCUGUGGACACAAAAGUCUUAGUCAACUAAUUUCUCUCCUACUCAUUUAAAAAAUACAAAUAGCUCGGGGAUGGGGGAAUCACCAGGGACCAAGAUUCGAAUUGUAUUGCGAUUCUGUCAAAAUCACGUUUUUUUAAAUGUCUCGAUUUAAUAUUAAACUUUCAGAUUUUGUUACAAUACAAAACAAACUCGGGAAAUAAUUUGCUCCUACCACGUUGGAUGCUGUGCUGUGGGAAUAGUUUAGAGCGCACCACCUUCAGGAUUAUAUAGGAACAUGCAACAAUGAAAUCGAUCUUGUGGCCUAAGUAAGUUAAUUCAUAGCCAAAUGUUGAUUGAGUGGGUUUAAUUAAUAAUAAUAAUAAUAAUAAUAAUAAUAAUGAAUAGGCUGAUGAUGCCACUAUUCUGACUCAAGUUACUGAUUAAUUAUUCUUCGUCUGACAACUAAACGGUUACAGAAACUUUAAUAUUGUGACCGAGAUGUUCAAAAACAAAAAAGUAACAAUAAAUGUUUAACACUACUACAGAGGCAAUGAUUUCAUGCUAUUGACAAGCUAACAGGAAGUAAACCUGAUGCUUGUAGAUCAGAUAAACGUCGCACUAAAUCGUGAAAAUAAUCUCUAGACCUCUAGACAUGGCAGCUCUCCAUCGACUUCAUCCAAGAUCCAUCUUAGCCACAACACGCCUACACACAAUGUUCAGCACCAUCGCCAUCGUCCUUGUUGUCACACCUCAUCCACAGCAAUGCACAGAUCCGUGUUUCCUGCAGUCCAAACCCAUAGGAAGCCCUUUUUUUUUUUAUAUUUCCUCCCCGUGAGCCGACCAACAGCACGUCAGAGUAUCCCUUUAAGAGACUCCAGCACCCGACUUGCACACUACUGUGCUGCCCCACCCCUUUAAGAGCUCAGAUCAGCCGACUACUGACCUACUGACUGUUUAGUGUUUAUUUUUCGUUUUAAAAAAAAAAAGAGUUCAACACUAGUCUUGCGAAGUUAUAACGCAUUACCACUUGACAGAAUUGUGGAUUUGUUUCUUUUUCCUUUUUUGUUUUUCUUUUUACCAUAUCUUUUUUAUAUGAGGAAACACUGCAAAAGACUUUUACAAGAAAUGAGGAAAAAUAAACCCAAGAGGCAAAGCGCAGAAUCGUUUUGUUCGAGAAGGUGAUGUGUAGUGCACACCGGUUAUACCACGCUUAUCUGUUGUAGAUAGGGCACUUACGUAAGACUGUAUUUCUUCACUAAAUCGAGGCUUCGUGCCUGUAAAACUAGAAAUUUAGUAGAAAUGGAAAAAGACUAACUCCUAGGAGUUGCUUACUCUUUUAUGGUGACCUAGUCACUUUUUUUGUACUAAUCUUCUCUGCGAGAAAUGGUGAUUUUUUUUUUGUUUUGUUUUUUUUGUUUUGUUUUUGUGUUCUGUUCCAAUUACUGUAAAUAAGAAAUAUUGUAUACAGAUGCUUUUUAAAGGAACUGUGUGUGGCUGUAAUAAGCUUAUUCCUUCCUUGCACACGAAAAUACACAAAGGUAUUCAGUACGCAAAUGAAUGACUCUUCAACAAUCAACUGCUCGGUCUUGUUCUCACUGUUAACUGGUUACACAUACACACACUUACACACAAACACACACACACACACACACACACACACACACACACACAAACAGCUCAUUAUUCUGUUGUCACCAGCAUGACCAGUAAAGAUUAUCUGUAUUCACACCACACAAAAUG
This is a messenger RNA of Clarias gariepinus (North African catfish), 7660 nucleotides long. RefSeq names its product PH domain and leucine rich repeat protein phosphatase 1 (gene phlpp1). Lineage: Eukaryota; Metazoa; Chordata; Actinopteri; Siluriformes; Clariidae. The transcript is spliced from 17 exons. The record is from RefSeq and is a predicted model, not a curated record. Gene Ontology annotation, molecular function: protein binding. The coding region runs from base 375 to 5327 and encodes 1650 amino acids.